Myotis lucifugus (little brown bat) is the source of this 543-nucleotide messenger RNA. RefSeq lists its product as uncharacterized. The transcript has 5 exons. Lineage: Eukaryota; Metazoa; Chordata; Mammalia; Chiroptera; Vespertilionidae. Bases 1 to 402 code for a protein of 133 amino acids. The record is from RefSeq and is a predicted model, not a curated record.
AUGACAUCCGGCCGCAGGCACCUGGGGAAGACCGUGGGGCCGGAAGCCAUUGUUACCCCCCCGGAGGGCGGGCUAAGCAGCGGAAGUGACGACACCAGUGCGCCCUUAAAUAGCGGUAGGCGGGCGCGCAGCGCUCUCUCGGCCUUAGCGCCAUCUUCCCAGAAGCCUCUGCGCCAUGAGAGCCAAGUGGAGGAAGAAGCGAAUGCGCAGGCUGAAGCGCAAAAGAAGGAAGAUGAGGCAGAGGUCCAAGUAAGCCGCAGCUGUGCACCCGUGAGAGCCACAGGAGCAGGAAUGAGGGAGCCAGAGGCCGGGCGAGCCGGCGGACUGCGUGCCUGCUGUCUGGCGCGUCUCCGCGGGAGCUGGAACAUACGUGCGCGUCACCUGAGCGCCGAGCCCUUUUGAGAGGCCCACCCUGCUCUUACAAAAACUGUCUCUUUUGGAUCUUUGCCCUGGACCCGUGACAUUCUGGACUGGUUCUGUUCUCUGUGGCUGAAUGUAACGUGUACAAUAAAUCACCUCUUCUGUCUUAGCUGAAGAAAAAGA